UUCUGCUACAGGUGUGCUGGCAAACUGUCGCGUCAUGAACAGAAGCUGGAGAUAAAGAUGACAUCUGGAAGCAGCUGAAGCUGUCAGGCUUCAUGUCUCCAUCCUCCCCUGAGGGAGGACAAGAAGAUGAGUGUCACCAAUCAUCCCUCCAUCAACAUCCUGACCAUCAUCUUCCUGGUUCUGUCUACUACAGCUCUCUCUGCUCACUUUCGGGUGUGUGAGCCUUACACCGAUCACAAGGGGCGCUACCACUUUGGAUUUCACUGUCCUCGUCUCUCGGACAACAAGACGUACAUGUUCUGUUGCCACCAUAACAACACGGCCUUCAAGUACUGCUGCAACGAGACCGAGUUUCAAACAGUCAUGCAGGUCAACCUGACCACGUCUCCAGACGGCUACGCUCACAACAAUUACUCUGCAUUAAUCGGCGUGUGGAUCUACGGAUUCUUCGUCAUGGUGCUGCUAGCGCUUGAUUUUCUGUAUUACUCAGCCAUGAACUACGAGGUGUGCCGGGUUUAUCUGGAGAAGUGUGGGUUGGGUGGCCGUUGGCUGAAACAGGCCCGUGGUCAGUGGCACGGCGAAGGGCAGGAGGAGAGGGAUGGGCGGCCCGCUCAACCCGCAGCUCCGUCAGAACCUCAAGAGCAACAUCAUGAACACAGCUGCGGUCAGAUCAGACACAGCCUGAUGGGAGACACACAGAGCCCAGCACAGACCGCGCACAACACCACAACAGCCUGAGACUGACCAAAUGCAAGGAACAACUGUUGGAGUCCCCUGGUGAGGAAGUGCAUUGUGGGAAGUGUAGUACAUGCCCCUGCCACAUGGACCUACAUGUCACAGGGGCCCAUUGGCCCCAAGCCUCUCGAUGUGGCCCAAAUCUCACAGAGCACAACCUCCAACAACCCCUCGACAAACCCAGAACCUCAACUCAGAGCCAACUGGAAAUGGUCCAGUGGUGGAACAAGACAUUCUGAAGAGCAGCUGUAGCGAGAUUUGUGCAACUCCAGAACCAGACUUCAGACCAAACUGGACUUCGAUAGACACAGAACUCACCCAAGACUUCUUUGGAGGACCUAUGUAGCCGUUUCUGCACCAUUUUGUGAGCUGGUCUGGAUUAAACUCUCUGUAACUGUGCAGUGUCGGUUUAUUUAUUCGUAGUCAGGGAAAACGUUGAGUGAUGAAUGAAGACGUCAAACAUCAUUUAAAAGAUCCAAGCACUCUCAUAACUCAAUACUAGAAGUUUAAUGACCUUUUUGCGUAAAUAUCAAAACUCACAUGUCGUGGGUGGUUUUGCAGUGAAGAUGUGAAAUGAAAUAGUAUGGUGAAUGUCUGUUUUUGACUACUGUUGUGAUUUGACAUUUUCUCAUCUGUAAGAAUCAGUGAGGUAGCAAAUUGUGUUAAAUUGCAUUUUUUUUAAUCACCCCACACAUUUUGUUUCAUGGCCUGUAGAGUUCAUUGUGUAUGUUUGUCAGGGUGUUUUGAGACCUGAAGAGGUUUUGUUCAGCGGUACACACUCUAUUAUUGAUAUUGAUCGGUUGAGUUCAUUUAGACUUUAGUUUCUGAGUGAAAUGCCAAAAUAAAAACAAGAUUGCACACUCCAUUGAACAUGACAAAGCAGACAGUCACACACUUACAGAAAUGUCAGCAAAGAAGAAAAAAUUUACAUUCCCUUUGUUUACCUUGAUUUUGUAAGGAAGGCAUUACCCAGCUAACAAUGUUCUUAGAAUGCUUUGCUAGCAUUCCCAUAAACAUGUUAUUUCUGCAUAUUAUCUCAACAUUCAAAAAUGUAGU
Molecule: messenger RNA, 1791 nt
Organism: Carassius auratus (goldfish)
Lineage: Eukaryota; Metazoa; Chordata; Actinopteri; Cypriniformes; Cyprinidae
Product: protein shisa-like-1a
Exons: 4
Coding region: 127-738 (203 amino acids)
Source: RefSeq, a predicted model, not a curated record